This is a messenger RNA of Neoarthrinium moseri, 1989 nucleotides long. RefSeq lists its product as uncharacterized. The transcript has a single exon. The record is from RefSeq and is a predicted model, not a curated record. Gene Ontology annotation, cellular component: nucleus. Lineage: Eukaryota; Fungi; Ascomycota; Sordariomycetes; Amphisphaeriales; Apiosporaceae. Bases 1 to 1989 code for a protein of 662 amino acids. Gene Ontology annotation, molecular function: methyltransferase activity.
AUGCCAUCUUUGGAGAUCAGUGAUUCCGAUGAUGAGGCAGUUGCCCUUUUCAGUCGGGAGCAUGUCCGAUUCGUUCAGCGCUAUGCGAACAUCGGUAUCUCGGAAACCGCUGCCAUCAUCAUCCCACAUGAAGACGAAGACCAUUCUGAUGAUGAAGACGCACUUGACUAUGAGAAUGACUCGGAGGCAAUGCAGAAGAUAGAAGAUGAGGUCGACGAACACUUCGACAUCAAGCGCGAGCUCUCCCCAGACUUUCCCGAGCCACAGGUCUUAAUCGCUCGUGGCGAACCUGUAAGACGCAGAGCAGUUCACGGUCCAAGACUGAUAUCGCGCAAUAGACCUGUCCCCCAGCGAGAGCAGCGGAACUCGUACAACAAAGACGGGAUGGUUCUUCGACCUGGAGAUAUGGUCGAGAUCGUUGAAGUGAAGCAGGCCCACCGCUGUCAGUUCUUGAUCAUCAAACUUAUCUUCAAGUGCUCUGGGAACACCUUUUUUCGUGGCAUCCCCUACACCAGAACCCGCAACACUGCCGGAAUGAUCGAUCCAAGGCGCAACGAACUGGUCGAAGUCCUAGAUGUUGAUCUAGAUGACGAGCGCCCCGACGAGCACCAGGGCGCUAUUGAGGUCGUUGCGGGUGAUAUCAUCUGCAAGCGGUCAUUCCAGUUUACAAACACCUACUGGCCAGAGUUCGGCUGUGAUAUUCGCAACUUUAGCGGCUCAGCUGACUUGGUUGAAGAGCAAGGCAAGCUCACUAUCCGAUGGAGAAUGGUCACCUACUUCACAACUGCGUCCAAGCGCUUACAGGCCACUCCAAAGCCCGUUGGUAGAUCGUUGCUGGCUUUGGCCGCACAUGAGAUACCUGAUCCCGACAAGCGAGUUUCAAGCCAUACACAGCUUAACGCAUGGCGCGGUACGAAGGUUCGAGGUGGAUCGCAUAACCCGCGAAGCAAGGACAGCGGUGUGGUUGACGUCGAGAACGUUGAGGUCCGUGAUUCCCCGAUUGCCCUCACGGAGGACCAGACCUAUACCUUCGCCGACAUCUUCAGCGGUUGCGGUGGAGCAUCGCGGGGUGCAAAGAACGCAGGCUUCCACGUGAAACUUGCGUGCGAUCUCGACGCAAAAGCUUGCCAAUCCUACCGUGCCAACUUUCCCGAAGCCGAUCUUCAUGAGAGAGACAUCUCGGAUCUGAUACUUCAGGUUCAAAACCACGAGAACCGAAUCGAUGUCUUGCAUCUAUCCCCGCCUUGCCAGUACUACUCACCGGCACAUACUACAGCCGGCAAGGACGAUGAUAAGAACAUGGCGAUUCUCCUUUCCGCCCAUGCUGUCAUUUACAAGUUUCGACCUCGCAUCGUCACAGUGGAGCAAACCUUCGGGAUUCUUCGCGAGCAACACAAGUACAUGUUCCACUACUUCUUGAACUGCUUCACGAUGCAUGGAUACUCAGUCACUUGGCACCAUGUCUGGCUGAACACCUGGGGAGUCCCGCAGCCGAGACAGCGUGUGAUCUUCAUCGCUUCCUGCCCCGGCGAGGCGCACCCGAAGAUGCCAGACACCCGCAUCUACACGUCGGUUAAUAAGGCUUUGCGGAGCAUUAAGCGCCGAGCGACACUGCAUGAUGUCAACUCAGAGCUCGGCAGGCCCAACUUUCCCAAGCCCGCCUGGAACGGCGAGGGACUCUUGAAAGAGACUAUCUUGACCAACACAAACCGGUCAUACAUCUACCACCCAAGCGGGCUGCGACCCUUCACUCUGCGGGAGAUAGCCGCCUUGCAGACGUUCCCCUCGAACCACCGCUUCGAGGGAAACCGCGUGGAUGUGAGCCGGCAAAUCGGGAACGCCUUCCCUUGCGCCGCCGUAGAGCACCUUUACCGGCACCUAAUGGCGCACCUCCGGGAGGAGGAUCAGGUCGUCGCAGACCUGGACGACGAGGAGGACAACGAUGAUGACGAUGACUUGAUGGUGGUGGAGGGGGAUGAUCCCCUGUAA